Molecule: messenger RNA, 5103 nt
Organism: Symbiodinium sp. CCMP2592
Lineage: Eukaryota; Dinophyceae; Suessiales; Symbiodiniaceae
Source: the annotation of a GenBank genome assembly
AUGCAGGCAUGCUGCAUACACGCUCACAGCAAGACCUUCGUUCACCAGGUGGCCACGAAGGUUUACCUAGCUCCUGACACGCCGAUCUCACAGUGCUUGCCUUACAGCAUCAAGCAUCAGCACCUCUUCUCCGGCAACGUUCCUCAGCCGGCAGAUUGGCUGCGAGCGUGGCGGGCGUGCCGGACAGCAUCUUCUUUCAAAGGUGCCGUGAAAUUCUAUUCCACGGAAGACUUCGCUGCUGGCAGGAACACGAAGCUUGACAGUGUGAGUCUCAAGAACAUGAUUCUUGUUAUGCACUGGGCUGUCAAGAGUGUUCGCAAGCAGCGUCUCGAACAAGCCACCAGCAUCAGCUUGUCCGUGGACGACCGCAAGGAGUAUCGUUUGGUGAGGUACCGUUGCGAUGUUCCACCGCGCACUGCCAAGCAGUCAGCGGCUCCAGGCUCCCAAGGUCCCCAAGGCUCCCAAGGCUCCCAAGGCUCGGAGGAUGGCCCGCUUGUCGCCGAUGGCUUGCUUGGGGUCUACAAGACAGGUGCCAGUGUUCCUGAAAACACAUUGGAGGAGCACGAUGCGGACAAGAGUCAGGUGAUGGCAGACAGCAUAGGCAUAGUCAUUGACAGGGCCUGUCAGGAUCCGGAAGGCAAAACUGACGAGGAGUCCUGCAGCCGCUUGAAGCUGCACGUGCGGCACUUUGCAGCCGAUCAGUGCACAUCUGCCCGGAAGUGUGGAAGGUUGUUGGUCACUGGCGGCCAGUAUCCUAACCUGGUCUGGGUAAGCCAUGAUCCUGCGCACCAGGUUCGUAUUGCCUACCAGGACCCUCUUCACGCCAUGCCCGAGUUCCAAGACCAGUGGGAGCGUUUGUUUGCUCCCGGCAAGGGCAAGCAUGCGCUUAUCCCGGACAUCCAGAACUCAGAAGUCUGGAAGGCCAGGCUCAUGGCGGCCCAGCAAGAGGUUCUCAGGCUCCAUGGCUCCCAGGCUGGUGUGGAGAAGGUGAUCCGAGCGUUGUCGUUCUCCCAACCUCGGUUUGACUCGUCGGCCACACCAAUGCUGAAGUACUUGUGCAUGAUUCGUGCGAUGGCGGUCUUAUGUGCUAUGCAGGCUGCUGACGAGAGAAACACGGUCGAGAUUCGCUCCCGAGCAGAGCGCGCCUUGCAAAACAUGAAUGCAGCAGCCCUCAUGCGCUGUGGACUCACUUGCGACUACACAUCUGAGUGCCUGGGUUUCUUGCGCAGGAACUUUGACAUUGAGGAUCCAGAUGUAUCCUGCACCCCCAGAGUGCUGGAAGAGUUCACCAAGCGCCAGCGGUUCUUAUUUGUGGAUGGAUACAUCCUCUCCGACAGCUCGCAGGUUCCCAGUUCCGUGGACGGCUCCGAGGCUCCAGGCUCCCAGGCUCCCAGGAGGUGUGCAACCCAGUUAGUUUACGAGGAGAUCCAGACACCAGAGCCGAUCUUCUAUGGCAACAGAGUCCACUACCUGUGCACGAAGGCCGGCAUUUCUGAUGUAAGGCAGAUCAUGGGAACUAUGGCGCACGUGGUCGAGGCGAUGCUGGAGCGUUUGCGAGUAGAUCUGACGGAGGAUGAGAUCGCCGUGGCUCUGCAGGUAUUCAACCUUCGGCUGUGGCAGGAGACGAACCGACAACAGGAGCUAGUGGACUCUACACGCAAGCUCUGUGAUAUGCUCAAGCUUUCGCACGGGGAGAUUGCGAAGAGUCGCAAUCUUGCUUCAGAGAAAGUCAAGGCACUCGGGCACCCUGGCCUGUCCGACACCUUUUGGACAUUUGCAAAGACUGUCCAGCUGCUCAAGGUCGAAAAAGUCCAGGAUGGUGAGGAACAGAACUUGAGGUACAACAACACCUUGUACAACAAGGCCUUACACCAGGCUGCCACAGCAGCUGUUGCAGUGCUGCGGGGUCCAUCCGGUCCCGUGGAGAAGGCUGCCCGGAGAUUGGAGCUGGAAUUUGGGCGGGGCAUCUUGAGCAGUCAGUACUCGAAGUUGAGCAAGCUGUUAUCGCUGACCAACAAGCUCGCAUCUGCUACCAGAAACGCUGUAGACCUGACGGCCUGGAUGAUCGACUCCUUGACGCUGGCCCUGCGCAUGAACAUGGUCACGCCAGCUAAAUGCACCGAGAAGUUUCUGGAUCGAGACCGGAAGACAGGCGAUGCUGGCUUUUGGUUGUCGCGCAUGCUGGUGGUGCAGGUCUUCGAUUAUGCAGCAAAGCUGGCGAACAAGUUGCCUGAGCCGGACAAGGUUAAGCUGACAGGGAUUUUGGCUGAACUCCGUUGCCCUUCCACAUGUUGGGAGAAAUAUCUCUGCCAUGCUGAUGCUGAUCAAGGGGCUGCUGGAGAGGACGACAUGGACGGCGAGGACCCAGAGGACGUGGAGCGCCCUGUUCCGCAGUCCAAGAUUGGAGCUGUUAAAGAGGGUUUCAACAAAGCCAUUGGCAUGCUUUUGGAUUUGCUGCUGGAGCUGAUGUCGGGGAAGUACUACAAGGAUUGCUGCAUGCUGGCUUCGAGUGAAGAUGGCCUUGCAAAGGCAUUGACAGCUGCACAGCUUGGAAGCUCGGAUGACACGGAGCACGAGGAGCCAUGUGCGCUUAUCACUCAGAUGAAGAUCAUUGUCGACAAGUUCGACAACAGCACGAAGUCCGUUGGUGCCACAUCUGCGGCUCCUGCUCCGAGUUUGCUCCAAAGCCUGGCCAAGGCUUCUGAAGCUGACACACCCGAGGAAUGUGUCGAGCGUGAGCGGCAGUGGAAGGCGGUGCAAACGGAACGCCGCAAGUUCGUGUCGUUCUCGGUACCGAACAAGAUCUCGAAGGACUGCCUAGUCAAUGCGUUCAGAGGUUGCGGCAAGGUCUUCACGCACAAGGGCACCUUAAACUCUUCGCACCGCCUGAUCGUUGCCAGGGCGGAUCUCUUGGCAGAGGCUGGUACCGACCCGUGGCUCAAGGGCACUCCGCCAAGCGAGGAAUGGAAAGAGAUCUGUGCCUUUGCCAAAGACAUUUCUGGGCCCGAGGAUUUCGUCGUACUCUUCGACGGCUCCCAGGCUCCAAGGCUCAAAGGCUGCACCUGGUUCUUUAAGGAAGACCUCCUGCUGAACCAGCAGCACACCGAGGAGUGCACCAUCGUGUACUCAGGUGGGUGCCCGCCGAGAACUGGUCGCACUCGCCGCGUUCCGCUGGCUGCAAAGAAGGUGGAGACAGGAGCGGUUAAGUUUCCGGUCGCACGCACCAAGAUUCAGACGACGAAGAAAGGCUCCUUCACAGUCUGCGGCGAGGCUUCUACGUACCAAGGCACUUACUCAGGCGUGGAGUACCGGGCGGUUUCUGAAAUGCCCCUCGUGUCUGCAGACACCAAGAAGAAGAUCAUUGCUCCGGCAACAACCGGCGACCUCCCGACACCGCCAGAGGACUGGCAGGAUCGCCACGGCUCCGACGUACCCUUGUUCUGGAACGAGUCGAAGCCGCUAGCAUAUUGGAAUGCCAUCAUUGAGGAGUUUUGCGCGGAGGCAGUGUUUGACCUCACGGCUGGCACCGGUGCUCUGAUGGCGGCUUCUUUGACUGCCGGCAUCGCAUACCACGGGCUUUGCAGCCUCAACAAGGAGCACAUGUCGUGGGUCCAGGAGGUUGCUGAUCGCGCAGCUUGCGGAAUGAUGGCUUUGGAGGGAUCCACUCUUUACUCGGACGAGAAUGCCAAGGCGGUGAAGAAGCAUUUCCCGCACGUUCUGGAGAGCUUGUCCAACCAAGACGACCAGGACGAGGCACCUGCUGAGCCAGAUAGUUCCCUGCUUGGGUUCGACAUGGGCUGCCGAUGGAGGCCUACCAGACGCCUCUGGGGCAAAACCAGUCUCAAGACGGCUUCUCGUCGGAUGGCCCGGGGGUGCCAGCAUGGUGGCAGCAAAUCGCAGAGCUUGCGGAAGCAGGCUGUGAAAGACGGCUUGGUCCCCAAGGCUCGAAGGGCCUUCGUCAUCUGGUUCCAGGAAAACUCCGAAGUCAAGAAAGGCGCUACCAAGCACGAGUUUCUCAAUGAGAUGAAGCAUCUUGGCGCAGUCUGGCAGGGCAUGACCGACAAGCAGAAGGCACCAUUCAUGGCGAGGAGCAAAGAUGAGUUCGUGGCUCAGCGAAGUGCACUGGCCGUUCUUGGCAUCAGGAUGCGGGGCUCCACGACCAGUGCGGGCGGCCCCGACGAGGCGAAGGACCCCCCUGCCGCUGACGAAUCUGGCGGUCGCGUUGGCCCAUUUGAGCUUAAUGGUGCAAGGGCUCCAAUUGGAGGCGGAGCCUAUGGCAGUGUCUACAGUUGCCAGCAUCCGCAAAGCGGCCUUAACGUGGCGGUGAAGGUUUAUCGUGGCUCCGAUGGCCCCGCGGAUUGCAGGCACGAAGUGGAGCAGAUGAAGCUUCUAAUGAAGGCCGUUCCGCAGCAGAAGAUGAUGUGGUUCCCGCUUCUUGUCAGCUCGGGUGUCACGGGCAGACCUUGGCCAUGGAUGGCUACUAGCCUAUGUGGACCCAGCCUGGCAACCGCACUUCGAAAUCCUGCGGCGCAUGGCAAGCCGAGGACGUGGUCUGUGGCAGCUCAGCUGAGAAGUGCACUGCAGACCUUGCAUGACGCAGGCAUCCUACACUUGGAUGUGAAACCUGGCAAUGUUCUUUGGUGCCCUUGCACAGAUCAGGUGCAGGUGUGCGACUUCGGCAUGAGUGAGAACAUGGCACGGCUCCAGAAGGCUUCUCAGGCUCCCAGGUUACUGCAGUAUGUCACGGCUGCCUAUCGACCUCCGGAGCUGUGGCCCGCUCGUGUGAAUGGCGAUGGAGACUGCGGUGUCAGAAAGCAGCUGCUGACUGCAGCUGUGGAUAUGUGGGCCUAUGCGUGCGUGGUGUUUGAGGUGGAGACCGGGAAUCCCUUCAUGCCCAAGGGGGAGGCCGGACUGAGAGCGUGGUGCAAGCAGUGGCCCGAGCUGUGGAAAACACGCAGCGACUUAGCCAAUUGCCCCGCUGCAAGUCACACGGGCUGCACAAAGGUGCUUCGAGCCGGUAAAUGGGGGCUGUUUGUGUUGGUCGGCUGUGCUCCAGACCCCGGAAAGCGGCGGUGGCCGGAGCUCUGUCUGAAUCAGAAAUGA